CUCGGCCAUGGCGCCGUAGCGCCGCGAGCUGCGCCGACGGCAGCGCCGCAGGCGCGCGCCGCCCCGCACUCCUGCCAUGACGGCAGCUCCGUCGGCCGCCCCCGCGGCGAGCCCGGCCAGCCUGGCUCGCAGGGCCCCCGUGGCCCGGGGCCCGCGAGGUUCGACGAGCCCUGCCUCGCCGCGGCAGCCGCCCGCGGGCCGGGCCUGCGCGAGGAGAUCCUCGCCUGCUGCCAACGUGAGCCAGGGGGACUUCCUGACGGUGGGCCUGCAGAACAUGCUGCGUGCCACCAGCGAGAGCCUCAGCGACACGCGCGCGGCGGUACAGGAGGGGCAGGCUGAGCUCAGGCGCCUCCUGAACUUCCACGGCGGGGGCAGCUUCAUGAGGGGCUGGAGGCUUGAGCUGGACCCCGACGGCGUCCUGCAGAUCGACUUUCAGACCUUCUGCCGGGCAGCCGGGCGCAUCCGUUUCUCCGGCGACACGCAGGCGCUCUUCUCCGUUGACGCCGACAGCAGGUACCUGACGAUGGAGGAAGUGUAUCCUGCGAAGGGCCAGCUGAUGGGCCGCUUCAGGCAGUGGAUCCAGCAGACGUUCGGCUCACCCGUGGCCUUGUUCCAUGCAGCCUCCCAUGGCGCGGCGACAGUAACGAGGGAGCAGUUUUGCGAGUUCCUCCAGGAGAAAGAGUGGGGCACGGACGCCAAGGAGCUCGCGGACAUCUGCGACUGCAUCGACUUCGUGGACUCGGGCGACGUCAGGAUGGACGACGUGCUGUUCCUGGAGCUGGACCCCAGGAUGCGUGACGAGUACAUGUUCAGAGUGAGGAUGGACUCCAUGCAGGAGUGGCGCAUGCAGGCCGCGCAGGACUUCGUGGAGAUGUCCCGGACGCAGGGCGCGGAGCUCGGCCAGGGCGGCGCCAAGAGGGCCACACACAGGCUCGCCCCGCGCCCCUGGCAGGAGCACACGUUCGAGAAGCUGCCCCACGUGGCGUGCCAGGAGCGCUACCGCAAGGCCCGCGUCCUGAGGCGCAGGCAGACCGCGGCGAAGAGGUCCUUCCAGAAGCACCUGCAGGCCACCUUCGGGCACGAGGUGCGGGCCCUGCGCCGCUCCCUCGGCGGGCCGGGCAGCCCGUACUUCGUCUGCCGGGACAUCCUGAGGCAUCAGCUCAGCAAGUCGAUCCUCCAGGUGGACGCGCGAGCCCUUUGGCAGGCCCUCGACGAGGAGCGCGAGAACAGCGCCGAGCGGGGCAAGUGGACGGGCACUUCCACGGCCCGAAUGAACUUCAGCUCGUUCCGCAGGGUCCUCGCCGCGCUGGGGUACCCCGCCGUGUCGGACAAGGAGCACCGGGGCCUGCUGAUGACGUCCCUGGACCUCAUGGGCUGCGGCUUCGUGGAGCGCGGCGACCUGCUCUGGCUCGACGGCUGGGACGCCCCGGAGUGGAUAUCCGCCGAGCCCGAUGAGGAGGCGUGGAGCCAGCUGAGGAGCCUCCUGGAGCAGAGCUGUGGCCAUCUACUCUGUGCCUGGACGCAGCUGCUGGACCAAGACAGCUCCAACAAGAUCUCCUGGGACGAGUUCGAGCAGGCAUGCAGCCGCAUCAAGUUCAGCGGCAACGUCGCUGGUGCCUGGAGGGUGCUCGACGAGGACCUUUCCGGCUACAUUACAAUGAACGAGUUCGACCAGCCCAGCGCCGAUUUGUUGAGCUCUUUCAAGAGCUGGACCGAAAGGUACUUCGGCUCGGUGAGCCUGUGGUUCGAGGCACUCGACGCCCAUAAUCAAGGUUGGGUCGCGCUGGCCGAUAUGAGGCGCGCCUUCAGGAGGCACAGCUGGGACGGCGACGUCCGCCUCCUCUUCGACUGCCUGGCCACCAGUACCGUCGAUCCGGGCAACGGUGCGCUGCAGAUCUCCCAGUCAGGCAACGGCACGAGGAACAAGUCUAAGAAGGAGACCAUGGUUCGGAGCAGUUCUGUGAGGAAGGUGAUCGUGCUGGAGGACGUGGAGUUCCUGGACUCCUGGACGCUCCAGCUGCCCGAGGAGUCCCUGCUCCAGUGCGGCAGGGAGGAGAGCUGCGGCGGCAGCAGCGCUGGCAGCCUGAAGCGGCGCAGCCUCCUCGUGGGCCAGCCGCGACCGUCCACCGCGCCGGUGCCGCUGGCGCCCGAGAUUGGGCACCGGACCAUCCUGGGGGACUGA
Messenger RNA from Prorocentrum cordatum, 2182 nucleotides. The record is from the annotation of a GenBank genome assembly. Lineage: Eukaryota; Dinophyceae; Prorocentrales; Prorocentraceae.